Molecule: messenger RNA, 1462 nt
Organism: Colossoma macropomum (tambaqui)
Lineage: Eukaryota; Metazoa; Chordata; Actinopteri; Characiformes; Serrasalmidae
Gene: rbmx2
Product: RNA binding motif protein X-linked 2
Exons: 6
Coding region: 78-1325 (415 amino acids)
Biological process (GO): mRNA splicing, via spliceosome
Cellular component (GO): U2 snRNP; catalytic step 2 spliceosome; precatalytic spliceosome
Molecular function (GO): RNA binding
Source: RefSeq, a predicted model, not a curated record
AAGAAAACAGCGAAUCGUCGACAUUUUGAACGGUUCAGGCGGAUCCGCUUCCAUGUGUGGUGCAAAACAAACCUACAAUGAAUCCACUCACCAAAGUGAAGCUCAUCAAUGAACUGAACGAAAGAGAGGCUGAUCUUGGAAUUAAAGACUCGGUCUCGUGGCAUUCUGAGUACAAAGACAGUGCCUGGGUUUUCGUUGGUGGACUUCCAUAUGAGCUGACAGAGGGAGACAUCAUCUGUGUUUUCUCUCAGUAUGGAGAGGUUGUCAACGUGAACUUGGUGCGAGAUAAGAAGACAGGAAAAUCAAAAGGUUUCUGCUUCCUUUGCUAUGAGGAUCAGAGGAGCACCAUCCUGGCAGUGGAUAACUUUAAUGGCAUCAAGAUUAAGGGUCGGACCAUACGAGUGGAUCAUGUGGCAAAUUACCGUCCCCCCAAAGAUUCAGAAGACAUUGAUGAAGUCACCAAACAGUUGCGUGAGGAAGGCUGCGCCCCCAAAAUGCCCUCUGCAUCAUCAUCUGAGUCAGAGUCUGAGGAAGAGUAUGUUCUCCCUAUGAAGAAACCAAAAAAGGAUAAAAAAGAAAAGAAGAAAAAGAAGAAGGAGAAAAAAGAGAAGAAGAAGGCAUCGAAGGAGGAGAGGCGUGAGGCACAGGACAAGUCUCCCUCGACUCUCCCCAUGAGAGUAAAGAAAGAGAGAGAGGAUGAGGGCUAUGAGAAGUACGCCCUGAAGGGGGCGCCGGAGUCCAGAGGGGAGCAAGCAGGACAAGAGACGAGGAGUGCACGAGACAGACUGGAGGAAAUGGACAGAGCCAGAGAUGAGCAUGGUAACGACAGGAGAGGAGGGAGAGAGAGAGACCGAGAUGAUGAAAGGAAAACAGACAAGAGCAGAGAGGAGGGGAGAUACAAAGAAGACCAACAUUCACGAGAAAAUAGAGAGAGGGAGAGAGACAGAGAGAGAAACAGGGGCAGAGAAGGUGAUAAGGAAAGAGAAAGGGGUAGGGAGAAUGAAAGAGAAAGGGAGCGGGUCAGGGAGAGAGAUAGGGGUAGGGAGAAUGAAAGAGAGAGGGAGUGGGGAAGAGAGAGUGAAAGAGAAAGAGAGAGGGAGUGGGGAAGAGAGAGUGAAAGAGAAAGAGAGAGGGAUAGGGACAGGCAAAGAGAGAGAAACGGAGGUAGGGAGACUGAAAGAGAACGAGAGAGGGACAGAGAGAGAGGGAGAGACCGAGAUAGAGAAAGAGAGAAAGGGAGGGAUCGGGAAAGAGACAGAGAUGCUGACCGAGGGUCGACAAAACACAGAGACCAGAGUCGAGACAGAGAAUACAGGCGAAGCUGAAACCUGGACUGCAACUUCAACUUCCACACAAUCCACCCGCCAGACGUUCAGUGUGAGAUUACUUAUCUCUGUGUGAGACAGAUGUUAUUUUUUUGUUUGUGGUAGAUCUUGUAAAUAAACGUUUCAAAUUAGUAGCA